This is a messenger RNA of Acinonyx jubatus (cheetah), 4529 nucleotides long. RefSeq names its product killer cell lectin like receptor K1 (gene KLRK1). Gene Ontology annotation, cellular component: external side of plasma membrane. The record is from RefSeq and is a predicted model, not a curated record. Gene Ontology annotation, biological process: positive regulation of natural killer cell mediated cytotoxicity. The transcript has 6 exons. Gene Ontology annotation, molecular function: signaling receptor activity. NCBI's taxonomy places the organism in Eukaryota, Metazoa, Chordata, Mammalia, Carnivora, Felidae. The coding region runs from base 2035 to 2751 and encodes 238 amino acids.
UUAAGUUUAUUUAUUUAUUAUGAGAGAGAGAGUGAGAGAGUAUACCAGGGACAGAGAGGGAGAGAAGGAGAGAGAGAAUCCCAAGCAGACUCUGUACUGUCAGCGCAGAGCCUGACAUGGGCCUCAAACCCACAAACCGUGAGAUCAUGACAUGAGCUGAAGUCAAGAGCCAGAGAUUUAACCGACUUAAUCACCCAGGCACCCUGACUUGUAUAUAAUUCUUUAAUAAUUUUUUUAAUGUUUAUUUUUGAAAGAAAUAGAGAGAGCACGAACAAUGGAGGUGUAGAGAGAGAAGGAGACACAGAAUCUGAAGCAGGCUCCAGGCUCUGGGCUAUCAGCACAGAGCUGGACAUGCGGCUCGAACUCAUGAACCCAAGACCACGCCCUGAGCUGGAGUGGGUCGCUUGACUGACUGAGCCACCCAGGUGCCCCUCUGUAAUUGCUAAGAUACCUAGAAUUUGAUACAAGCACACAAGGCAUAAGAAAGCAAAUUACUCCAGGGGUGCCUGGGUGGCUCAUUCAGUUAAGCGGCUGACUCUUGGUUUUGGUUCAGGUCAUGAUUUCACAGUUCUUGAAUUCGACCCCACAUCAGUCUCUAUGUUGACUGUGCAGAGCCUGGUUGGGAUUCUGUCUCUGCUUCUCUCUCUCUACCUCACCCCUCCUCAUGUUCUGUCUCUCAAAAUAAAUAAAUGAACACUAAAAAGAAGAAAGAAAAUUACUCUGAUUCACUUAUGUCCAUUUCAUAUUAUGUUCAUGUUAUAUUUUAAAUAAAGUUUCAAAAACUUGAAAGAUUUUUUCCUCCUUUUUCUUUUUUUAUUAACUACCUAAAGUAAAAUCUUUCACAAUCUGAGGCAGCCUGAAAUAGUGACAGCAUAAUGAUUUAGAGCUGGAAGAAUGUUCCACAGACUUUCACCAGUCUCUAGCUUUGAGAUCUGAGGGCAAUCCACAGCCUCUACGCACUUAAGUUUCCUUUUUCUAUCGAGUAGAGAUAUAAAACACACUAUAUUGACCUUAGUAGAUUUCUAUUUCUAGCAUUAUAUUAAAUAAGCAAUAUGAUUUUGGCCACCUGUAACAUUCAAUUUCUUCAUCCACAAAAUAAUACCUACCCUCUUCACAUGUUUGAUAAUUAAAUUACAUAUGGUAUGUACAAAAAAUGCUUCAGUAUAAUUUUAAGUAUAAAAGAUAAUUAGUAUUAACAUUCCAUUUGUAAAAGGUAAUGAUCGCUAUCUCAGAAAGAGAGCAAAAUGAUUUUUUACUUGUUUUGUUCAGGGACAAGAUUCUUUUAUGUGUCUUUACCUUAAAAUGUUAUGCCUUCUUAUUUUAUUCAUUGUAUAUCCCUCACUUUAAACAAAAACUAGGCAUUUAGUAAGUGUUUACUACAUGAUGAACAUUAUUGAUACUAAAUGCAUAUUACUUAAUUUCACUUUUUAAAAUACCCAUAACUAAUUGUACUGAUGUCCUUUGUUCUUUCCUUUUCUCUUUUUUCUUAUCAUUUCUUCUUCCUUCCUUCCUUCCUUCCUUCCUUCCUUCCUUCCUUCCUUCCUCUUUCUUUCUUUCUUUCUUUCUUUCUUUCUUUCUUUCUUUCUUUCAAGUUGUUAACUUAGCAAAUGUGGCUCCAUGAGUUAAACACAUAUCUAACUCUUUAGGUCCCUGUCUUUCUUAUUAUACACUGUCUUUAUUUUAUUUUAAUUUUUUUAAUUUAUGUAUUUAUUUUGAGAGAGAGAGAGAGUGCACGUGUGAGUGGGGAAGGGUGAGAAGAAAGCGAGAGACAAUCCCAAGCUGGCUCUGUGCCCCUAACGAAAUGUGAGAUCAUUAUCUGAGCCAAAACCAAGAGUCGGACACUUAACUGACUCCCAGGCACUCCUACAUUGUCAUUGUUAUAAUGUUUCAUUUCAUUGCACAUUAAGAAUUGACUUAUUUUAAUAGAAUGGAAGAUCUUGCUAGAGAGAUUUUGCCAUAGAAUAAAUCUAAUUUUAAUCAUCUUAAAAGUACAAAAAUCAUAAUCAUGAAGUAGUAUAAAACAAAAGUAACUUGAUGUUAUUGAAAAGGGACAUGAAUAGAAUGACAAGUGAAGUUGUGAAAAUGUGUGACCCAAGUGGCAGAAAGGCUAUGACUCCUAUUGGCCUGAAUUGUUUUCGUCUAGCCAUGGACGCAGUCCGUAAUUCCAACUCUGAGCUGGUAUAUCAUGGUAUUUCCACACGACCAAAGAGAAGGCGUGUAUUAAACACAAGCAAAUAUAGAGAAAACCCAUCUCCAUUUUUCCUAGUCCAUUCCAUUGCUAUAGCUCUGGGGAUCCACUUCAUUAUUAUGGUAAUGAUAUGCGGUGCCAUAAUCAUACAUUCAUUAUUCCACCAAGAAGCUCCACUUCCUUUACAAGAAAGUUAUUGUGGCCCAUGUCCUAAAAACUGGAUAUGUUAUAGAAAUACCUGCUACCAAUUUUUUAAUGAAAGCAAAAGCUGGUACCAAAGCCAAGCCUCUUGUGUGUCUCAAAAUUCCAGUCUCUUGAAGAUAUACAGCAGAGAACACCAGGAUUUCCUAAAAUUGGUGAAGUCUUAUCAUUGGAUGGGACUAAUACAAACGCCACCAAAUGGAUCAUGGCAAUGGGAAGAUGGCAGCAUUCUCUUACCCGACCAACUAACCAUGGUUGACAUGCAGAAUGGAACCUGUGCAGUUUAUGGAUCAAAUUUUAAAGCUUAUACAGAAAACUGUUUAACUCCAAACACAUACAUCUGCAUGCAGAGGAUUGUGUAAAAGCUGAUGAUGUAUAAAAUAUAAAAGAUUCAAACACACAGAAGCCUUUUGCCAAAUGUGCUGUGGAAAAAACUUCCGGCAGAAAAUUCCACCAAUAAUUAUUGUAUUAUUUUUCCAUCUAUGACCUGACACAAAAAUAACCUUGCAGGGGAAUAAAGGCCAACAGUUAAAAAACUUAUCUUCCAUAAGAAUGUUUUGUUUAAUUUUUGCAAAAUUUUGGGUAACGAACAGAUUCAUUUUUACAUUUAAUAAACUGUUGAUGAAACCCAGGGUUGAACUAAAUUUCAAACUAUGAGUUUAUUAAAUGUACACAAAAAUUUACACUAAGAAGGCUUUUAGCAAUUUUGAAAAUCAAAUAAAUCUAAACUGGGUGAAGGGUAUAUGAGGGUUAGUGAAAUUUACUAUAUUGAAACAUUUUCAAAAUAAGGGUUGAAAGGUCAACAGAUACACCCUCAAAAUUUCAAAAUGCCACUACCAUUUUAAUACAGCACAUUUUGGUAGAAAUUGAAUUACUCCCCCUAGUACUGCGCUGACUGCUGCAAAAUACAGAAUAUGAAGAAUUGAGUUUGAAGCGGACUUUCUAGGCUUCGAGGCAAAAAUGGCGUUUGAGUGUGAAACCCGUGGAGCGACCAAGAUGUUUCUCGGCAAACCAGUAGGAUGACAGAACUCUUGGCAAAUGGAAUAAUAACAUGCAAGUGAGCAGCAUUUGGAAGAGUCUGUUACUCUAAAGGAAGCCACUUUGUAUUGAUAGGUCUGGUUCUGCGUUUUAUUUGUUCAUUCAUUCGUCUGUUUUAGAUUCCAUAUAUGAGUGAAAUCCAAUAGUAUUUGUCUUUCUCAGCCUGACUUAUUUCACUUACCAGAAUAUUCUCCAGGUCCUUCCAUGUUGUCAACAAAUGGCACAAUCUCAUCCUUUUUUAGGGCUGUGUGAUAUUCCAUCGUAUAUGUCCAUAUAUAUCUACCAUGUCUUCUUAUCCAUCUGUCUAUUGGUGGACAUUUAGGCUGCUUCCAUACCUGAAGCGAACGUAACAUCGUGUACCUACUAUACACAAACCGAAAAAAGUUACCAAAAAAAAAUCCAUUUUGAUAAGAGCAGAAUGAUGAAGAAGACAAGGAGCUUAAGAAGGGGAGGAGAGAGAAGCAGAGGCUAAAUCCAGAGGUGUGGACCUUUGUGCACCCAUUAUAAUUUUGGUUUUCAUUCCAAGUGUACUUGCCAUUUGUGUGUUUUGUGACAGGCAUGAAGCCAUGGAUUGAACAGCGUUUUUGCGGAAAAUUACGAUAAAAUGUCAUGAAAAAAAUCAUUUUCUUAUUUUUUUUUAAUUUAAUUAAAUUUUUUAAUUUAGUUUUUAAAUGCUUGUGUAAAGUAAUACGCACAAAUCAUAAUUAACAAAGCUUAGCAUUUAGUCAAGUUUGUUUUAAGAUUUUAUUAUUAAAUAUUUAAAUCACAGAGAGUGAAAUGUUCUCACCACAACAAUAAAAUGGUAAUUAUGUGACCUGCUGGAUUUGUUAACUAACCUUAUUGUGCUAAUCAUUUGUAUUGUAGAUUUGCUUUAUGUAUCAAUUGUAUUUUUCAAAUCCAUAAUAUUUUAUAUAGUUAUAAAGAGGCAGAAAUGUGAAAUCAAGCUUAUUCAAUGUAGUAUUAAACUAUCUCUGUUUUUAAUAGCAAUUUUAUCCUUGCCAAUGUUAAGCUAGCCUAUGAAAUGUAUUUAGAAAUGCUUUUUCUAUUUUCCAAAACGGCUUAUAUAAAAUUGAAAAAUAUAACCAUGAAAUUUUCAAAGAAA